Messenger RNA from Humulus lupulus (European hop), 1073 nucleotides. RefSeq names its product tetrapyrrole-binding protein, chloroplastic. Lineage: Eukaryota; Viridiplantae; Streptophyta; Magnoliopsida; Rosales; Cannabaceae. The coding region runs from base 114 to 929 and encodes 271 amino acids. The transcript has a single exon. The record is from RefSeq and is a predicted model, not a curated record. Gene Ontology annotation, molecular function: tetrapyrrole binding. Gene Ontology annotation, cellular component: chloroplast. Gene Ontology annotation, biological process: chloroplast-nucleus signaling pathway.
CCCUCACACAUAUCUUAAGUAACAACAUCUCCACUCUUCACUCCUCAAUUUCCCUCUUAUUAUUCUCUUUUUCCAUUAUUUCUUUGUCUUUCUUCUAUUACUCCUCAGUUCUCAUGGCCACAAAUACUCUCCACUCCAUAUCCCACCACCACCACUCUCUCUUCAAGCCCAGCCCUCCUCCUCCGCCUCCUUCUUCACUCUCCUUCCUCAAACCCAACACCACAGCAACAACAACAACACCUCCUCAACCUCCACCACUCUCCCUCUCUCUCUCCUCCACGUCAUCAUCCACUGCCACAUUCGCUCUCUCCCCAAACACCACCACCACCGCAACAACAACCUCUACAUCCUCUUCCUCCUCCUUCGAUGACCUCCGCCGCCACCUCGCCGCGGCCGACUUCCGGCAAGCCGACGAGGAGACGCGACGGUUGCUGAUCGUGCUGGCAGGCGAAGCGGCUCAGAAGCGAGGGUACGUGUUCUUCUCAGAGGUUCAAUUCAUAUCGAAAUCGGACAUGAAAACCAUAGACGAGCUGUGGAGAAGCCACAGCAACGAGAGAUUCGGGUACAGCGUGCAGAGGAAAGUUUUCAAGAAGAUGAACAGAGACUUCACCCGAUUCUUCAUCAAAGUCGGGUGGAUGAAGAAGCUUGAGACGGAGGUGGUGCAGUAUAAUUACAGGGCGUUUCCCGGCGAGUUCAUUUGGGAGCUGAACGACGACACUCCCGAGGGGCAUUUGCCAUUGACGAAUGCUCUGAGAGGUACUCAGUUGCUGAACAGUAUUCUCACUCAUCCGGCUUUCGAGGAGGGAGAUGAAGAGAGUGACGAAGAAGAAGAAGAAAGCGGCGGAAUAGUGGGUGGGUUAACGUUGUUGAAAGGAAUAGGGAAACCAAAACCGUCUUCAGCAGGUUUCAAACCAGAUUACAGCUUUUGAUUGAUUUUAUACCACGCACAAAAUGCUGAUUCAGUUUGGUUUUGUAUUUAAGUAUAAUUAAUUACAUUGAUUAUUGUGCUUUUUUUCAAAUUACUUUUAGACAGAAGAAUAAGUUUAAUUAUAAAGUUGCUUUUCUUUUUUCUU